This is a messenger RNA of Balearica regulorum gibbericeps (East African grey crowned-crane), 1152 nucleotides long. Lineage: Eukaryota; Metazoa; Chordata; Aves; Gruiformes; Gruidae. The record is from RefSeq and is a predicted model, not a curated record.
AAAAUGACUGCAAUCAAGCAUGCUUUACAGAGGGAUAUUUUCACUCCCAAUGAUGAACGCUUGUUGAGCAUUGUGAAUGUGUGCAAAGCAGGCAAAAAGAAGAGAAACUGCUUUUUGUGUGCCACAGUGACAACGGAACGACCAGUGCAAGUAAAUGUGGUAAAAGUGAAAAAAUCUGACAAGGGAGAUUUCUACAAAAGGCAGACUGCAUGGGCACUUCGAGAUCUUGCUGUUGUUGAUGCCAAAGAUGCUGUUAAAGAGAAUCCUGAAUUUGACUUGCAUUUUGACAAAGUGUACAAAUGGGUUGCAAGCAGCACAGUGGAAAAGAACACCUUCAUUUCAUGUAUCUGGAAACUCAAUCAAAGAUAUCUUAGAAAGAAAAUUGACUUUAUUAAUGUUAGUUCGCAGCUUUUGGAAGAACUGCCUAAAGUUGCAGAAGAAUCCGUUCCAAGUGGAGAGAAUCAAAGCGUAGCAGGAGGUGAUGAAGAGGCUGUCGAUGAAUACCAGGAGUUAAAUGCAAGAGAGGAACAGGAUAUUGAAAUAAUGAUGGAAGGGUGUGAAUAUGCUAUUUCUAAUGCUGAAGCCUUUGCAGAGAAGUUGUCAAGAGAGCUACAAGUGCUAGAUGGGGCAAAUAUCCAGUCAAUUAUGGCCUCAGAGAAACAGGUGAAUAUCUUGAUGAAGUUGCUGGAUGAAGCUCUGAAGGAAGUUGACCAAAUUGAGCUAAAGCUGAGCAGUUACGAAGAAAUGCUUCAGAGUGUAAAAGAGCAAAUGGAUCAAAUUUCAGAAAGCAAUCACCUAAUCCAUCUCAGCAACACAAACAAUGUGAAGCUACUAUCAGAGAUAGAGUUCUUAGUGAAUCACAUGGAUUUGGCUAAAGGUCAUAUAAAGGCCCUUCAGGAGGGAGAUCUGACAUCCUCUCGAGGCAUUGAGGCCUGCACUAAUGCCGCAGAUGCCCUGCUGCAGUGUAUGAAUGUAGCUCUUCGUCCAGGACAUGAUAUGCUUCAUGCAGUGAAGCAGCAACAGCAGCGGUUUAGUGACUUGCGUGAGCAAUUUGCACGGAGACUUGCCAGUCAUUUGAACAGCGUAUUUGUUAAGCAGUUUACUCAGACCCUCCUUCAACUCUAUAACAGGCCCUACUGUCUUUCAGUUCCA